AUGAUGCGACAAGACCCCAAUCGAAUCGACCCCAAGCGGCGCAGCGUCGUCGACUACCGCAAGAAGCAGUUUGCCACGCCCCAGUUCAAGGACACGCAGUAUCCCCAUCGCCUCAACUUCUACGCAGAUGCCCCGACGGCAGACAUUACCCUCGAGCAGUUUGAGCAGUGGGCCAUUGACCGACUACGAGUCCUGGCCGAGCUCGAGGCGUGCUCCUUUCGCAACCGGUCGCCCGCAGAGACGGCAUCGCACAUGAAGCCCAUCCUCGACAAAUACCUGCCGCUCGACUCCAACAGCUCCAGCAACGCAAAGCUGCUGUUUUCCCAACGCCAGAAAGACCACUACAGCCACUUCAUCCUGAGGCUAGCCUUUUCGUCCACCGAGGACCUCCGCCGGAGAUUUGCCCGCGUCGAGACGAUGCUGUUCCGAUUGCGAUUCAACAGCGACGAUCUAAAGGAGCGGGCCGCGUUCGUUUCCAGUCUGGACCUCGACUGGUGGGAGCCCGUGACGGACGACGAGAAGAGGCGGUAUGGCGCCGAGCUGGAGGCCAUGGUGAGCGGCAAGAAGACGAGCAGCGAGGACGAGACGUGGUUCAAGGUGGACUGGGAGCGAGUGCCCGAUCUGGUGGAGAGUCGGAGGGUGUUCCUGAAAGCCGGAAAGGCGUAUGUGCCCGGGCGAGAGCAGUCAAGCAUGGUGGUGGCGGAGUUUACAAGCCGGCUUGAAAGACAACUAGAGCUCACAGCACGAGCACUGCCGCGUCUGGACGAAGACGACCGACUAACGCCCAUCCUCAACCACCUCUCCAAAAACUUCAUCACUCCCGACGCGUCCUACAUCUCCGGCUCUACAGCGCCUGCCGGAGCCCAAAUCUCGGCCGCCAACAUCGACAACCUCUCACAGCACUUCCCGGCGUGCAUGUCCAACCUGCACCGGUCGCUGCGUCGCGACGCCCACCUCAAGCACUACGGCCGUCUCCAGUACACGCUCUUCCUCAAGGGCAUCGGCCUGAACCUGGAAGAGUGUCUGGCCUUUUGGCGCGGCGCCUUCCACAAGGUGACGGACGACACGUUCAACAAGGAAUACCGGUACAACAUCCGGCACGCAUACGGCGACGUUGGCGGCGACUCGAAUCGGCGAGGCGGCGGCUACAGCCCGUUUAGCUGUCAGAAGAUUCUCACCGAGCACCCUCCGGGGCCUGGCGAGGCGCACGGGUGCCCGUACCGGCAUUUCAACUUGGAGAACUUGACCUCUUUGGUGCAAGCCAUGGGGGUCACUGAUCGGUCGGUGCUGCAGGGCAUCAAGGAAGACAAGGAUAAUCAAAAGUUUCACAUGGCAUGCAACCGCGUGUUUGACCACUUGCACAAGGCCGAGAUCAAAAAGGCCAAGGAUGAAGGCGUCAUGACGGCCAACCAGCUGGAAACAAUUGUGCAUCCCAACGAGUACUUUAAGCGGAGCUACCUGCUGAAGAAUCUCGGCAAGGAGGCUGAUGUCAAGAUGGAGGGAUAG
Molecule: messenger RNA, 1506 nt
Organism: Trichoderma reesei QM6a
Lineage: Eukaryota; Fungi; Ascomycota; Sordariomycetes; Hypocreales; Hypocreaceae
Exons: 4
Coding region: 1-1506 (501 amino acids)
Biological process (GO): DNA replication, synthesis of primer
Cellular component (GO): alpha DNA polymerase:primase complex
Source: RefSeq, a predicted model, not a curated record